This is a messenger RNA of Triplophysa rosa, 2823 nucleotides long. RefSeq lists its product as uncharacterized. NCBI's taxonomy places the organism in Eukaryota, Metazoa, Chordata, Actinopteri, Cypriniformes, Nemacheilidae. Bases 1315 to 1980 code for a protein of 221 amino acids. The record is from RefSeq and is a predicted model, not a curated record. The transcript is spliced from 10 exons.
UAUCUUGUAAUUCUACAUUCUUUCUGUCUUUUAGCAAAAGCAAGCAUUUUCCCCAUUGAAAUGGCCAAAUUCCUUACUUCAUAUUUGGCAAGCUCCCAGUGUUUUGCAAAAUUAUUCAUUAUUUUAGCUUGUGUCCAAUACCUGUCUAUAAUUUCUGUUGUUUUCCUGCGGUGGAUGUCCAACCAGUCCCACAUCCAAGUGUGAUGUCAUAAGCCACGCCCAUGUCAAACACGUCACAUUCUCAUUAACAUUGAAGCAGUAAGACGCCAACACAGUAGGUGGCGAUAAUAGACAUUAUUGUUUGUGUUACCUGAAAUAAAACCAAAAAGAAGAAGACGAAAAGGAAGCAGAAGCAUCUGUGAGAUCUGUGAGAAAGUGAGGUGAAUUAAGUAUUAUUGCUAUGUCGGUAAGUAAAAUAAUUGUGUAAUUUCAAAAGUAUUUAUAUAAAAUAUUAUGUAUGUAGAUGCAGUAGAUGCUUAUGUUGUGUCCUCUUGGCAGCCACCUCAUCUCCUAGACCCAUUUAUGACUCUACCAGAUGAUGCAGCAUCGAAAGACAGCAUCCUUUUCCCUGUGUGGAAACCUGGCCACUGGUUUCUCAGUGUAAGUCUUAGCACUGCUAGUAGAAUUGGUAGUAUAGAUUUUGGAGGAUGUAUCUUAACAUUAAAAUUACUUAAGAGUUCUACUAAAGUCAAUGUGUCAGUGGUCACAGACAUGGCAUGUGAGCUCUUGAUCCAGCAGUGAGAAGGGGCUGUUUCACACAAAAACACAUUUAUGGCCAGAUCUGGUAAUUAAUCCACAUUAAAUGUAAGUAAGGUGUCUGUGGUUAGCAGUGAGUUCCAUGGUCCUCCCUAUGACCAAAGAUUGUGUGACACCAGGUUGUGCCGGCUAUGUAAAGCAAUGCAUUUAUGAAUCAAAUGAUACUCAACACUGUGUUCUUUACAGGUCCUGCUUCCAAAGCGAUUAUGGAUUUAUCAGUUUGACUCCGCCAACACUAGUGGUUUAGGCGACAUUAACUAUUUGAACAUGUUCAGGUUGAAUUUCUAAAUACUCGGAACUGUUCCAUGUUCCUAAUGACAUGCUGUUCUGGAAAAAAAACGUUCAUUGUUGCUUAUAAGUUCAAGUUAUGUUGUUUUGAAGGUUGAAUGUUGUUUGAGCUUUGCAUGAUGUUCCUCAAAUGACAUUCUCCUUCUUGUUCUUGCUCUGAAAGUUAUGGACUGCUGCCCUUCAAAAUCUUGUAGGUUCAAACAGUGUCAGUAAUCUGAGCCUCUUUAUUGGCCCCUCAGCUUUAUUUGGCAAUUGUCUGUGGCUUCAAGGAUGGGUGUGAUUGGCUCAAUUGCACUACGCUUGCUUCCUGGAAGGUCAUGGAAGGUCAUCAAAACUAAGAAUAUGCUUACCCAGGGAGAGGGACCGGAUUGUGGCUUGUUCAUGCUGAUGUAUGCACUGUAUAUGGCCCUGGCCUGGACUGUUGACUUCAGUCAGGAGGACAUCCCUCAGCUCCGAAGGUGGUGGUGUCAUUUGAUUUUGGACAACAUGUCACCUGCAAGUGUGUCAGAGUCUACCACCACAAAAGAGUCACCCCCUAGGCACCCUGUGGUCUGUCAACAAGAGGACAAUGAUGAGGUCUGUGAAAAGAACGUAAAGUGUAGGUUUGUACAGGACAUCGGUCCUGCAUGGUCCUGGGUACAGACUCACCGUGCAUUUUUCCGUGGGGAGGUGAUGGAACCUGCCUAUCUCCAGAUGGAUUAUGAAAACCAACAAAGACUGUUGGAAGAAUACCUGCGGGGUGAUUUAGAAGCAAGAGAUGCCUUCCUGUUUGAAUUUGAAUGUGCAGAGGACCUGGACACAUUCAUUUCCAAUUAUGAGGAAACGAUCGCACAUCAGUCGGAACUGGAGGCUGUGGAGAAGCAGAUCCAGGAUCUACUAGAGAAGCAGACACGGCUGCGAGAACGUAAAAACGGCGCUGGAAACAUCCAGAGCUGACGCUCGCAAAUCCGCGGUAAGUUUUCAUCGCGAUUUUAAUACUCCUUCCACUUCUACUCCGCGUGUUUCUCUGCACAGAGCCCAGGCUUCGAGAACACGGUCAGCCCAAAUGAACUUCACUCCUGCACCGGCACACCCACGGCGAAAGGCGCGAGCCAGGACUGGAGCGAUGACCCAACCGCCGCUUUGCCGCCCUCUGCAAGACGGAAUGCAACGCUGUGGUCAUCGGAGACUCAAUCGUCCGGAACUUAUGCGCUUCCUCCACUAAAGGUAAGGUGCGCACUUCAUUGUUUUCCUGGCGCCCGUGUUCUUGAUGUCUCUGCGCAGGUACCUGCGAUCCUGAAGGACGAUGCUAACGUCGGAGCUGUCGUGCUGCACACGGGGGUGAAUGACGUCAGGAUGAGGCAGUCGGAGAUCCUGAAGAGGGACUUCAGGAGUCUGAUCGAGAUGGUACGCAACGCAUCGCCCACGGCGAGGAUCAUCGUAUCAGGGCCGCUUCCUACCUACCGACGAGGGAAUGAAAAGUUCAGUAGACUAUUUGCUCUAAAUAAAUGGUUGAUGUCAUGGUGUAUUGAACAGAAGCUGCUCUCUGUUGAUCAUUUUGAUCUGUUCUGGGAGCGACCUAGGCUCUUUCGCCCUGACGGCCUGCACCCCAGCAGCAUCGGAGCGGUUCUUCUGUCUGACAACAUCUCAAAGACGCUACGCACCGCUUGACUACGUCUCCCAGCGGGAGAGAUUCCGCCAGGCCCAGAUGAACGUCAUAUGCCCAUCCACAACUAGAGAUUACGCCAGCUACAUCGGAAAAUCCCGUACCAUCCUCCUGCGAGAGCCUGCGGACUGACU